Messenger RNA from Podospora pseudopauciseta, 1579 nucleotides. RefSeq lists its product as uncharacterized. Lineage: Eukaryota; Fungi; Ascomycota; Sordariomycetes; Sordariales; Podosporaceae. Gene Ontology annotation, biological process: transcription initiation at RNA polymerase III promoter. Gene Ontology annotation, molecular function: nucleotide binding. The transcript is spliced from 2 exons. The coding region runs from base 372 to 863 and encodes 163 amino acids. Gene Ontology annotation, cellular component: RNA polymerase III complex. The record is from RefSeq and is a predicted model, not a curated record.
GCCUUCUCAUGGCAGCCUCACCAUUUCAAACUUUUUUUCUGUGAGAUUCUGAUACCUCCAUGCAGCGGUCGUCACCGGCCAGACUAUUUUCUCCAUCAAUGCUCUUGCGGGGUAGAAAGUGAAUGAGACUUUGAUAGACAGCUGCUCCUGUCGGUCGUAACCAACCUUGAUCAUAAUUUGCUUGUCCUUGCUUGGUUGACUUGACAGCCUCGACUUCAUCCGGGUAGUGUGCUUCAAGAUCCCUGCAUCGGUACCGUGAACACCGGAGCUAGGAAUAUCAUCCACCGCAACAUCUAUCCGAUUGCAACAUCCAUCUCCUGGUCGUCGGCUUCCUUUCGCUCAAGCCAUCGCAAGCUCAACAGAAAGCCGCCAUGAAGAUCCUAGAGGCCCAGUCGGCCGUGCUCACCAACUACGAGGUGUACCAGCACCUCACCGAUAUACGCAAGAGGAACAACAGUAGCCAGCCUAAGAGACGGAUGCCCGAAGAUGCCUUCCGGCUCAGCAAGGAGGUCCUCGAGUAUUUGGAGACGAAGCCAUACCCGCUGCACGACCAAAAGGAGAAACAGCACUACAGCCAAACCACCCUCGAAUUGCUCUGCGAGAAGCUGGCGGAGAAGUUUCCCGACAUCACCAAGGCCGAAGGUCUCGCCAUUUUCGACGUGCGACCGACCAACAUCCCAGUUUUGGCUAUAAUUGUCGAGUCGCUCGAGGACCGGUACACGGAAGAGGAGCAGCAGCAACUCGUUGAUCUCGUUAUCGAGGUCCUUGGACAAGAUGACCCCGAGCCUGAAGAAGAAGAAGGCGAGGAAGGCGCUGAGGAUGGAGACGCAGUUCAGUCUGUUGAGACUACCAACGGCGCAUAAAUUUCGACGAACGGCACGCACUGCGUCGCGUCAGUGUGUUUGAGGAUUGUUACAUGAUGGCGCACCCCCCUUCGCUCUGCCCGCCCUCCUCCGACGUCGACUUCAGAGCUGUACUACAUAUGUCGUCAAAUACCUCAGGGAGAAGCUCGCCUGUUACAGCAGAACAUUCCAUGUAUUUGUCUGCGCGCAUUUCUUGGGCGCGAACAUAUGCUUCUUGCGGAUAUAUGAUUCCAUUUGGAUCAUCCUCGGAGCGCAAGUCCCUCUUUAAACCCAACACGAGCAUCGGCAGACGAUCAUGGUUGAAUGUCGCCCGCACCUCCUUUACCCACUGUACAACAACUUGUCAGAAACGAUAAUAUCAGAGUCAGUGGAUUGGGCGGUGGACCUACGACUCGCUGGAGGUUGAUGAGGCUCAACCGCUGGCUGAUGUCAUAGCAGAUGAUUACGAGGUCUGGUCGGAGCAGUUUCCAGCUUUCAGGGCUGGAUGUAUCGAAAAACUCGAAGCGGUACUGUCCUUUUCGGGAGCGGAUAUCAAACACAAAGGGUUGGUCCAUAUCCCUCAGCAUGGUGAUUGGAACAUUGCCUUGGAGAUUUGGACGGCCCUGGCUGAUCCGUCUAUUGGAAGUGUCAGCAGCUGGAUACCAGGACAGUUAUUGUAGGCAAAGAUGAAGUACAGACGAUAAAAAUGUAGUUUUGCCGCAUUUCUCAUCUCCUAG